AUGGGGCCAUCGCGCGCAGGGUAUCAGACUAUGCAGAUGGAACGAGUUCUACAGCAAAUGCCUCACUAUGGGGAUGGAUCGCACUUCCGUUACCAAAAGUUGUGUAAACACAACAAAAUCCACCGUUUCAUCGGCGGUAAUGCCUGGGCCAACAACAUGAUCACCCAAGCCUUUGUCCAAUAUGGAGUUUGGGCCGAUGAGGCGCUCUCGACACCGCAAUCGUCCCGAGCCGCAUCUCCCUCUAUCGCCCAACCUCGAUUUCCCAUCUCCUCCACCCGCCAUAUGAAGGCUCACAGACACUAG
This is a messenger RNA of Penicillium samsonianum, 303 nucleotides long. RefSeq lists its product as uncharacterized. The coding region runs from base 1 to 303 and encodes 100 amino acids. NCBI's taxonomy places the organism in Eukaryota, Fungi, Ascomycota, Eurotiomycetes, Eurotiales, Aspergillaceae. The record is from RefSeq and is a predicted model, not a curated record. The transcript has a single exon.